AUGGGGAUGCGUUGGCCGGCAGCCGGCCUGAUUGAUGGUGGAGAGAAAAUGGCCAUAAAGAGCCAAGACAGAUGUGUGAGAACACACACCAAGAAGCGCUGUGAGGAACAAAAGAGACCCUGCCUCAGCUUCACUCGCUCCUAUGGGAAGAUGCCUCCUGUGCUACUGAUGGUGAUUUUGGCCAAAGCAAUGGUUGUUGGUGUAUGUGAGCCAGUUCAGUCUGAGCCAGAGAGGUGUUUUGUGGGCUCUGGGGGCCAAUCCCAUGUGUUUCUGAGCUCACACACAGUCUUCCAGCUUGUGAACGCUUCCUGCAGCUUCUCUCAGGCCUGGCAUUACUGUCAGAGCUGCUUCAGUUCCCUCACCGUUCUGGGACAGCUGGAGGAUGAAGAUGGAACAAGACAGCUACUCAAUCAGGCCAACAUGCAGGGUCCCAUUUGGGUCAGAAUCAGCAACAGUCUGGCCCCCACAUCCACACUGACCCUGUCCAAACCAAAUGUCCUUCUCUCGGCCUUGUCCUUCACCGCAGACUCCCGGGACGGCCACGCUCGCGCGCGAGCCUCUUUCCCGCCCCUGGCCUCCGCGAGCAUGUGCGCGCGCGUCCAGUUCGAUGCGCGUCACGAGAGCGUGUCCACGCUGUUCUCGUACGCGACGCGCGCACUCACCAACGAGUUCCAGCUGCGCGCGCGCGCGGACGAGACGCGGCGGCGCGUGCUGCUGGCGCCGAUCGUGCACGGCAGACACCACGCGUACCGAGCCUCGUUCCCCAACGACGCGCGAUGGCACCACGUGUGCGUCACGUGGCGCAAGCGCGACGGACUGUGGGCGGUUUACGUGGACGGAGAGAAAGGGGAGUGGGGCACGGGCACGGAGCCGUCCCGGGACAUGCACGGGCAAGGGAUCUUUAUUCUGGGACAAGACCAGGAUUCGUUCGGUGGAAACUUCACGGAGCCGUUUGUGGGCAACAUAACGGAUGUAAACGUUUGGGACGUGACGCUGGACGACGAGCAGGUCCGGAGGCUCGAGGACUGCACCAGUCCAGUGGAACCGAAGCCGCUGUUCAGCUGGCACGAGCUCAACCUGACCCUCCACGAGGUGAAGGAGGUGGCCGCGGUGAUGCAGUGCCCAGGGCUGCUGAAGCAGAAGCAGAGAGAACAAGAGGACUGUAGAGUUCUGGACGGCUGGACUCGAGCUGUAGCGCAGUAUAGCACUGCCCCGUGCUCACACACCCUCCCCUUCAUCUGCAAAACCAGCAAAGAGCGCUAUGUGAAGCAGAAGGAGCUGGAGGAAUCUCAGAGCGCCCACCCGAGCCCCUUCCUGCAGCACCUCAUGAAGCAUGGAGUGAACACUGGUGAUGUCCUAGGCAGGCCUGAUGCAGAUGAAAGCUGGACAUCUGUCACUCAUUUGCUAAACAUCUCUGAGCAGUAUCUACGGGGGUCCAGGGAGCAGCUGGAGAGCAGAGAUUUUCCCUCUCUGGUGCAGAUGCUCUCUCGAGCUGCUGAGCUGCCCACCACAGGGAACCAGAGCCUCACCACCGCACACAAGCUCAGCCACAGCUUCAUCAGCCUUGCAGACUCACUCAUCAGCCGGGAGAACGCAGAUAAAUGGCAGGCCAUCAGAGAGGUUGUGAGUGGACCAAUGGCUGUGGUGCAGACUAUUGACCGCAUGGUGACGAACCUCAGCCCCCUGCUCCUGGGGGACACGGACAGUGUGCAGAUACACUUCAACAAUAUCAGAUUGCAGGUCCAGCAGAAGACAGUGUCAGAGAGUACUGGAGGCUCUGAAUUUUGCAGUUCAGAUUGGACCAAUAACACUGACCUGGACUGCAUUUCUGUCCCACCUAAAAGCAUGCAGGAGCUCCAUAACAAUGGCUUCGGGAAAGUGACCGUGUUGAGUACGUGGUACAGCUCUUUAAAACCCCUGAUGAACAAAGAGAAGAACAUCACAGUCGUCCCCACCAUCACUGACGGCUCUUUGAAGUAUAUGGGGACAGUCCUGGGCUCGUCGGUCAUCUCCAGUGCAGUGGUGGGGGACGGACAGCUCAUCAGCCUGGGAGUGCAGUUUAAACUUCGACACCGCACUCAGAAUACUUCAGGGAUGUUUUAUAACCCAAUCUGUGCUUUCUGGGACUUCAGCCUCACGCCAGAGGAUGGAGGAGGAUGGUCCACUGAGGGCUGUGAGGUCAUUUCCUUGCAACAAGACUCUACAUCCUGUUACUGUAACCACACCACCAACUUUGCCCUGCUCUUACAGAUAUAUGAUGUUCAGUGGAGCCAGGAGAACGAGAAAGGCCUGCAGAUUCUUAGUUUCAUCGGCUGUGGAGUGUCUCUCUGUGGACUGAUCUUUACCUUCAUCCUCUUCAUCGCCGUUGGUGUCCCAAAGUCAGACCGCACCACGGUGCAUAAGAAUCUAAUAGUUGCUUUGGCUCUAGCUCAGCUGCUGCUGAUCUUCAGUUACUGGGCCUCGGCUAACCAGGAGCUGUGUUUGCUGGUGACGGCUCUCCUCCACCUCUUCUUCUUGUCCUCUUUCUGCUGGAUGCUGGUGGAGGGGCUGCUGCUCUGGAGUAAAGUAGUCUCCGUCAACAUCAGCGAGGACCGGAGGAUGAGAUUCUACUACGCUCUAGGCUGGGGCUUGCCUCUUUUCAUUGUUGCUGUAACCUUGACGGUCUCUCUGAACAAGUACAAGGCAGAGCAGCACUGCUGGCUGAACACGGAGUCUGAUAUUAUUUGGGCUUUUGUGGGGCCGGUUCUGUUCGUGCUGGCGGUCAACACUGUGGUGUUGUGUCGUGUCGUCAUGGUGACCGUGUCUAGCGCGCGUCGUCGGGCGAAAAUGCUGGCGCCCAGCUCGGCUUCCAAACCCCACACUCUGGACCUGACCUGGGCAGCAACGCGGCCUGUGUUGAUCUUGUUACCUGUCCUGGGCCUCACCUGGCUGUGUGGAAUUCUGGUGCAUCUCUCUGUGGUUUUGGCCUACCUGUUCAUUGCACUCAAUGCCUUUCAGGGCUUGUACAUAUUUCUGGUGUAUGCUGUUUACAACAGUGAGGUGCAGAACGCCAUAAAGAGGAUUCAGGAGAAGAGGAAAGCACUGUCUUUUACUAAUUGCUCUCAGCCAGUCAGCUUUCUGCCAUCACAGAAGACCGCCGGUGCAUCGUGGGCAGAUAGCUUGCCGACCCCUUCGAGCCCAGAGAGCAGUGGCUCCAGCCACAUCACGAACUCCACGUCCAGCUCACUCAUCUUUAAGAACGAAAGUUUUGGAACCGACAGCUUUGUAAACUUCUCAUUAAAACCAGCUGCAGGAAACCAGGUGGUUCAACUAAUGGCCUUCAAACCGUCAGCCUGUUGAAGAGAGGACGCUAAUGUGCUCAUGCUCUACUCUGGGAUGAUCAGACGACUCAUAAACACACCCACACACACUCACACACUCACCAGAGCAGCUGGAGAAGAGAGCAACUCCUCCACACCUUCACAUUCCCAGGGUUACAGCGAGACUGCGCUGGGAGAGAGAGAGCGUCUGCGUGAUAACGUGAGAAGCUGCCGAGCGAGCAAGUGAACUGAGCUCACUGUCCAGCAGUGAGCAGGACGCUGGGCAGCGGCCUUUUUGGCACUACACCAGUCCGUGCUUUUCCUUUUCACUCGUAAUGGUUGCAGAACUGAAACUCACACUGCUAAAUGUACAGCUACCGUUCAAAGGUUUGGAAUCACUGUUUUCAUGCCUUUAAAACCAGUUCUGGCUGUAGAUGACUGCUUUAAAUGAUUUUAAUAUGACGCCAGCACUCUACAACACCAUAAAUUUCAAAUUAGUAACAGAAAAUUCAGAAAUAUUUAUGUGUCCAGCUGUAGAUGAUUAUAAAAUGACCGAGAAAGCUGUAGAUCUUCAAUAAUGCCUUCUAUUUCAAAGGCACAUAACUUGAGAAAAAGUUACUAUAAUACAUACUAAAAUUGUUUUUUUUUAUUUUAAACUAUCUUUAAGUA
Messenger RNA from Colossoma macropomum (tambaqui), 3968 nucleotides. It is a transcript of the gene adgrd2, whose product is annotated as adhesion G protein-coupled receptor D2. Gene Ontology annotation, cellular component: membrane. Gene Ontology annotation, molecular function: G protein-coupled receptor activity. NCBI's taxonomy places the organism in Eukaryota, Metazoa, Chordata, Actinopteri, Characiformes, Serrasalmidae. The record is from RefSeq and is a predicted model, not a curated record. Gene Ontology annotation, biological process: adenylate cyclase-activating G protein-coupled receptor signaling pathway; cell surface receptor signaling pathway.